GAUUAAUAAGAGAUAUGGGAUUGCUUUGGAUUCUCGUUUCCCAGCUUCACUUCUUCUUGUUCUUGGACUUCUCUUCCUCCUCCUCCUCCUCCUCCUCCACCUCCCUCUUCAAGGAGUUAACCUCCUCAGGUGGACGAGGCUAGAUCUAAGAUUACUGGGUUUGGCUCCUUUUAGCUCGAUUGGGUGAAGAUGUCUUCCUCUAGGCCAAGCCACUCCUCGUCCAGUUCUGUGAGAUCAAGACACAGUGCUAGGAUUAUUGCUCAGACCACUGUAGAUGCAAAGCUACAUGCAGAGUUUGAGGAGUCAGGCAGUUCAUUUGACUACUCGAACUCAGUGCGUGUUACCAAUUCAGUUGGAGAUCAACUGCCAAGGUCAGACAAAGUAACCUCAGCUUAUCUUCAUCAAAUCCAAAAAGGAAAACUCAUCCAGCCUUUUGGCUGCUUACUAGCCUUGGAUGAGAAAACUUUCAAGGUUAUUGCAUAUAGUGAGAAUGCCCCUGAAAUGUUGACAACAGUUAGCCAUGCAGUCCCAAGUGUCGGGGAUCAGCUAGUUCUUGGAAUUGGAACUGACAUAAGGACUAUCUUUACUGCACCCAGUGCAUCUGCAUUGCAGAAAGCUCUGGGGUUUGGAGAUGUCUCUCUUUUGAAUCCAAUAUUAGUUCACUGCAAGACUUCUGGGAAGCCUUUUUAUGCUAUUGUCCAUCGGGUAACUGGUAGCUUCAUAGUUGACUUUGAACCAGUGAAGCCUUAUGAGGUCCCUAUGACAGCUGCUGGGGCCCUGCAGUCAUACAAGCUUGCUGCUAAAGCAAUUACCCGGUUGCAGUCGCUGCCGAGUGGGAGCAUGGAAAGGCUUUGUGAUACAAUGGUUCAGGAGGUGUUUGAGCUCACUGGUUAUGAUAGGGUGAUGACCUAUAAAUUUCAUGAUGAUGACCAUGGGGAAGUUAUCUCUGAGAUUACAAAGCCUGGUUUGGAGCCAUAUUUGGGUCUGCAUUAUCCAGCCACUGAUAUCCCUCAGUCUGCACGCUUUCUAUUUAUGAAGAAUAAGGUUCGCAUGAUUGUUGAUUGUCGUGCAAAACAGGUCAAGGUGCUUCAAGAUGAGAAGCUUCCAUUUGAUCUGACUUUGUGUGGCUCAACCCUAAGGGCCCCACACAGUUGCCAUUUACAAUAUAUGGAGAACAUGGAUUCCAUUGCUUCACUGGUUAUGGCAGUUGUAAUCAAUGAGGGGGAUGAAGAUGAUGACAGUCCUACUUCUGUGCAAACACAAAAAAGAAAGAGACUUUGGGGUUUAGUGGUGUGCCAUAAUACAACUCCAAGGUUUGUUCCAUUCCCUCUAAGGUAUGCUUGUGAGUUUCUAGUUCAAGUAUUUGCUAUCCAUGUUAACAAGGAAUUGGAAUUAGAAAAUCAGAUUGUUGAAAAGAAUAUCCUGCGCACCCAGACACUCUUAUGUGAUAUGUUGAUGCGAGAUGCACCCUUGGGUAUUAUUGUACAGAGUCCUAACAUAAUGGACCUUGUGAAGUGUGAUGGGGCUGCACUAUUGUACAAGAACAAGAUAUGGAGAUUGGGAGCAACUCCUAGUGAUCUCCAAAUUGAAGAUAUAGCUGUAUGGCUAUCAGAGUACCAUAUGGAUUCUACAGGUUUGAGUACAGAUAGCUUGUAUGAUGCAGGUUACCCAGCCGCUCUGGCUCUUGGUGAUGUAGUUUGUGGAAUGGCAGCUGUGAGAAUAACUUCCAAGGACAUGCUCUUUUGGUUUCGUUGCCAAACUGCAGCAGAAAUUCGAUGGGGUGGAGCAAAACAUGAACCUGGUGAGAAGGAUGAUGGUAGGAGGAUGCACCCAAGAUCGUCUUUCAAAGCCUUUCUUGAAGUUUCCAAGACAAGGAGUUUGCCUUGGAAGGACUAUGAAAUGGACGCAAUCCAUUCUUUACAGCUUAUACUGAGGAAUGCUUUCAAAGACAUAGAAUCAGUGGAUAUGCAUACCAAAACAAUUCAUUCAAGACUCAGUGACCUCAAAAUUGAAGGGAUGCAAGAACUGGAAGCAGUGACUAGUGAGAUGGUUCGUUUAAUUGAAACAGCGACAGUGCCAAUUUUGGCUGUGGAUGUUGAUGGGCUUGUUAACGGGUGGAACACGAAAAUUGCUGACUUGACAGGUCUUCCUGUUGAUAAAGCAAUUGGGAAGCAUUUACUAACACUUGUGGAAGAAAGUUCAUUUGACAUAGUGAAAAAUAUGCUGUUCUUGGCGUUGCAAGGCAAGGAGGAGCGAAAUGUUCAAUUUGAUAUUAAAACACAUGGCUCCAAGGCUGAAGAUGGCCCCAUCAGCCUAAUUGCUAAUGCUUGCUCAAGCAGGGACAUUAAUGAAAAUGUUGUUGGGGUGUGUUUUGUGGCUCAAGAUAUCACAAGCCAGAAGACAGUUAUGGACAAGUUCACCCGGAUUGAAGGUGAUUACAAAGCAAUUGUACAGAACCCAAACCCGUUGAUCCCACCAAUAUUUGGUACAGAUGAAUUUGGCUGGUGCUCUGAGUGGAAUCCAGCUAUGACAAAACUGACUGGAUGGAAGCGAGAAGAAGUAAUAGACAAGAUGCUUUUGGGGGAGGUUUUUGGUAUCAACAUGGCUUGUUGUCGUCUCAAGAAUCAAGAAGCCUUUCUAAAUCUUGGUAUUGUACUUAAUAAUGCCAUGACUGGUGCGGAACCUGAGAAGGUUUCUUUCAGUUUCUCUGCUCGGAAUGGGAACUAUGUGGAAUGCCUGCUAUGUGUGAGUAAGAAAUUGGACAGAGAGGGUGCUGCUACUGGGGUCUUUUGCUUCCUGCAACUUGCAAGCCUAGAGCUGCAACAGGCCCUUCAUAUCCAGCGAUUGUCAGAGCAAACUGCUUUGAAAAGAUUGAAAACAUUAGCUUAUAUAAAAAGGCAGAUCAGGAAUCCUCUCUCUGGGAUUAUAUUUUCUCGAAAAAUGAUGGAGGCCACUGAGUUGGAUGCAGAACAAAACCAGCUUCUGCAGACCAGUGCCCAGUGUCAGCGUCAACUUGGCAAAAUUCUUGAUGACUCUGAUCUUGAUAGCAUUAUUGAAGGCUACUUGGAUCUGGAAAUGGUCGAGUUUACGCUCCGCGAAAUACUAGUUGCCUCCAUCAGUCAAGUCAAAAUGAAGAGCGAAGGGAAAGGUAUUCAGGUAAGCCAUGAUGCAUCAGAAGAAAUCAUGACUGAGAUCUUGUACGGCGAUAGCCUUAGGCUUCAACAGGUGCUGUCUGACUUCUUACUGGUGUCGGUUAACUAUACACCAACUGGAGGCCAGCUAAUUAUUGCAACUAACUUGACCAAGGACCAGUUAGGACAAUCUGUUCAGCUUGUGCAUCUGGAACUCAGGAUUACACAUACUGGUGGUGGGAUACCUGAAACAUUACUAAACCAAAUGUUCGGUAGUGAUGUUGAUGCGUCUGAUGAGGGCAUCAGCCUGCUUAUCAGCCGAAAACUGGUGAAGCACAUGAGUGGAGAUGUACUGUACUUGAGGGAAGCAGGACAGUCGAGUUUUAUUAUAUCAGCUGAACUUGCAGCUGGCUGUAAACCAAAAUCUUAACCAACUUUGAAAGAAUGGGCAAUCUGUUGUGUAUAGAGACUGAAGAAUUAGGAGUUGGAUUUUGUCGAUUUGCGAUGACACGUAGUUCUUCAUUUGUUCUCAUCUACACCUAAUUUGCCUUUGCUCUCAAGUUGUAAAUAUUAAUGGCAAUGUCAUUACUGUUUUAUGAAUGUUUA
Messenger RNA from Manihot esculenta (cassava), 3737 nucleotides. Its product is annotated as phytochrome A. The record is from RefSeq and is a predicted model, not a curated record. Gene Ontology annotation, molecular function: protein homodimerization activity; phosphorelay sensor kinase activity; photoreceptor activity. The coding region runs from base 190 to 3561 and encodes 1123 amino acids. Lineage: Eukaryota; Viridiplantae; Streptophyta; Magnoliopsida; Malpighiales; Euphorbiaceae. Gene Ontology annotation, biological process: regulation of DNA-templated transcription; detection of visible light; protein-tetrapyrrole linkage. Gene Ontology annotation, cellular component: nucleus. The transcript is spliced from 5 exons.